This is a messenger RNA of Ilex paraguariensis (yerba mate), 1886 nucleotides long. NCBI's taxonomy places the organism in Eukaryota, Viridiplantae, Streptophyta, Magnoliopsida, Aquifoliales, Aquifoliaceae. The record is from the annotation of a GenBank genome assembly.
CUCCGUACGUGUCACCAUCUGAGGCUCAUAGAUGUUUUUUCGUUUGUUUCUCGCUCAAGCUUCCUGCCUUCAUCUUCAACCUCCUCAAUCACUGCCAGAGAGCAAAGAACUCUCUCUCACUCUCUACAAUUUGUUUAGAAAUCAGAAUAUGUGUAACAAUCUGAGAUCGGGCCCAUUUUGGAUCGGGAAAAAUAGUCCCAGUCACUCACCGAAAUGAUAAGUCAUGCGUUAUUAGUGAGUGAUCUAUGCUGAAGAACGGCCAAUUUGGGAAAUCGAAAGAUUACAUUGUCAUAGGAACCUUGUAACUUUUUUGUAAUUGUUUCAGUGCUUGAUGAGUUCAACUGUUUCAACAUCUCGAGGGAUACUUCCACCAGCAACGGCGGGGGUUUCUGGUCCUUUUCUCCAUAGUGAAUCACAGUUUAGUGAAAGUGAUGAGACAGAGUUACUCACUGUAUCAUGGAAUCAGGAUUAUGGUUGCUUUGCUGCUGGGACAAGCCGAGGUUUUCGCAUUUAUAACUGUGAUCCUUUCAAGGAAACUUUCAGACGUGACCUGAAAAGUGGGGGAUUUGGGAUUGUUGAGAUGCUGUUUCGGUGCAACAUUUUGGCACUUGUUGGUGGUAAAGCCAAUAACCAGUAUCCUCCAAAUAAAGUUAUAAUCUGGGAUGAUCAUCAGAGCCGGUGCAUUGGUGAAUUUUCUUUUAGAUCUGAGGUUCGUGCGGUGAAAUUAAGACGGGAUCGCGUUGUUAUUGUUCUUGAGCAUAAGAUAUACAUUUACAAUUUUAUGGAUCUGAAGCUUCUUCAUCAGAUUGAGACACUGGCAAAUCCCAGAGGACUUUGUUGCCUUUCACAUAACUUGAAUACUUCUGUAAUGGCUUGCCCAGGUCUUCGACGAGGACAGGUGCGGAUUGAACAUUUUGGGCUGAAUAUGACUAAAUUGAUUAAUGCGCAUGACACUCAGAUAGCAUGUAUAACCUUGACUAUGGACGGGCUGCUUCUUGCAACUGCUAGUACAAAGGGCACUUUGAUAAGAAUUUUCAACACAAUGGAUGGAACUCGAUUACAAGAGGUACGCAGAGGGGUGGACAAAGCAGAUAUCUAUAGUAUUGCUCUCUCCCCAAAUGUACAGUGGUUGGCAGUGUCAAGUGACAGAGGUACUGUUCAUAUAUUUAGUCUCAAGGUGCGUGUUGGGGAGGACCCAUCAAGUCAUUCCAGUGCCACUCAAAGUCCAGCACUGUAUUACCAGAAUUCUUCAACUUCACUCGAUACUCUUAUUUCUCCAAAUACUGGUGCCAACCCUGGCUCAUCAUUAUCUUUCAUGAAAGGAGUUUUACCAAAAUAUUUCAGCUCAGAGUGGUCAUUUGCUCAGUUCCACUUACCAGAACACACACAAUUCAUUGCAGCAUUUGGAUCCCAGAACAAUGUCAUUAUUGUUGGCAUGGAUGGGAGUUUCUACGGGUGCAGCUUUGAUCCUGUGAAUGGAGGGGAAAUGGUGCAGCAAGAAUAUGUCCGUUUUCUAAAAACAGACAGUAGGCCGAGAUAGGGCUAUCUCAACAAUUUUAUGAGCAAUACUCUUCCCAACCCAAGUGUAUACGGAGCCUGGAUGCCAUUUACAUAAAUCUCCUGUAUCUAUCUUGUUUAUGUAUAUCAUAUCAGAAACAAGCUAAGCCCAGAGACUUAUAAAUGUCAUUAAGUUUUUUCAAGGGGCAAUAUUGUUCUUGCUGGACACUCGGUAUUCUUAAUGUAUAUUCAAUUAGGAUCUGUUGUUCAAUACAGUAAUAUUGCGUUUUUCUAUCCAGUUUCAGCCUCGGAAAUUCCCCGGUACCUAGAUUACACCUGGACUUAUGUAGCAGAAUUCCGGGAAUUUGAAUCAAGCAUUUGGUUUCAGG